AUGCAGUUUUUUGGUGACGAGCAGACGAGAUGGUCGAUUAGCUCUGAUGCGGAUCCCAUUUAUAUUCGAGACUGUGAUAGUUCAAGUUUCGUUCCGCUACCGAAGGCUGAAGCUGAUGUGAGUUGCGUUUAUACUUACCGGCAUGGAAAUAACUUUUGGAGGCUUUGCUGUAGCUUUGUCAAAAACGCGUGCCAUUCAUGGGAAAUUGAUCGUUAA
This is a messenger RNA of Haemonchus placei, 216 nucleotides long. The record is from the annotation of a GenBank genome assembly. NCBI's taxonomy places the organism in Eukaryota, Metazoa, Nematoda, Chromadorea, Rhabditida, Trichostrongylidae.